AUGGUGAGCACAAGUAGUAAUGCUUCAACUAAUCAGGGUAAGAAGUUCAAAUUCAAGCCUGAAAAGUUUCCAACAUACAAGUCACAUCUCUCUUCUUUUCGUUCAUUGUCUACGUCAACCCCAGACUAUGAAUACGAUGUCUUUCUAAGUUUCAGUGGCAUGGACACUCGUAAUGGAUUCACCGGCCAUUUAUACAUAGAUCUCAUUGGCAUUGGAAUUAAGGACGUCUUCAAGGACGAUGAAGAGCUUAAAAGAGGAGAACAGAUCUCUCCAGGACUCCUCCGAGCAAUUGAGGGCUCGAGGAUCGCCAUCUUCAUUUUGUCAAAAAAUUAUGCUACUUCACAUUGGUCAACCUUUGCUGAACACGAAAAGAAUUACCCACGAGACAUGGUUGACAAGUGGAGAUUUGCGCUGCGUCAAGUCGCCAAUUUCCCAGGCUGGCAUCUAAAUUAUGGAAGUGAGGCGGAAUUAAUCCAAAAAAUUGUUCAAGAUGUAUAUCGUAAAUUGAGGGGCACAAUAUUUGAAGGAGUGCAAAAACUCAACACAUGUGAAGGAUUAAAUCCUGCUGAAUCUAUGCAGCUUCUUAGCUUAAAGGCUUUUAGACAAAAGCAUCCUUUGGAUGGCUAUGGCAAUCCAUUGGCUCUCCAACAUAUAGGUAGUUCUUUAUAUGGUAAAAGCAUCAUGGAAAGGGAGUCAUUUUUAUAUGGAAUGGAUGAAAUUCAAAACAGAGAUAUGUUCAAAGAAUCUCGUCUUAGUUUUGAUUCACUCAAUGAGGAAUUGAAAUCUAUAUUCUUAGAUAUUGCAUGUUUUUUUAUUGGGAAGAGAGAAGAUCGUGUUCUGGAAAUACUAGAUUGUUGUGGCUUUCCCUCAAAAAGUGGGAUGGCAAUCCUCAACGACAAGUCUCUUAUAACUAUUUCAAACGACAUCUUAUGCAUGCAUCACUCGCCACAAAAAAUGGGCCAGGUAAUUGUUCAUGAAGAAGACCCUCGUGAGCCUGGUAAAAGGAGCAGGUUGUGGCAUCAUGAAGACAUCAAUGAAGUAAUGACAAAAAAUUUGGUUUUCAGUAAUUUGAAGUUCAUCAAACUCAGUCACUCUCAAGAGUUGAAGAGGACUCCAAACUUUACAGGGUUUCCAAAUCUGGAGAGAUUAGUUCUUGUAGGAUGUAGAAACUUAGUUGAGGUUCACCCUUCCAUUAGAAAUCUGGCAAAACUUCGUUUAUUGAAUUUGAAAGAUUGUUCAAGCGUUAGGAGUCUCCAAGAUUUCAUUUCAAUGGAGUCUCUUGAAAUUUGUGUUCUUUCAGGCUGCUCAAGUCUUGAAAAUAUUCCAAAUGUGGUUGAAAAAAUGAGAAACUUGCCACAAUUUUAUAUGGAUGGAUCAGUAAUCCAACAUCUGGGUAACCAUUCGUGCAAUAUCAGAAAGUGGAAUAAUCUUGAGUGUCUACUUUCCAACAUUCCAAAUGUAACAAAAUUAUGUUUAAGAAACUGUGACUUACCAGAAGGAGCUAUUCCCAGUGAAAUCGGCCGCUUAACUUCAUUGCAGGUAUUAGAUGUUGGCAGAAACAACUUUAUUAGCUUACCCCAAAGCAUUAGCCAGCUUGCUAAGCUAAAAUUUCUUGUAUUGGCGCUCUGCACUGUUCUUCAAUCUAUGCCAGAGCUUCCUUCCAAUAUCGAGUAUGUAGAGGCAAGAGAUUGUUCUUCACUGGUGAGUUUUUCAGAUACAUUCAAGGAAGGCUUACGUCUAAGUGGCCGUUUUGAUAUUGUUAUUCCUGGAACUAGGGUUCCGGAGUGGUUCAGCCAUCGAAACUUUGGACCUUUAGUCAGAAUACAAUUGCCUCAAAGAUGGAGUUAUAAUAAUCGGAUUGGAUUCGUUUUUUGUGUUGUUUUUUAUGUCCAUAAGAAUGUUCCCAUUGUCCCGGAAUCAGAUAAUUCUCAAGAAAUCACUUGUCAACUGCACACUAAUGAAGGUCCUAUAAGCACUGGUUUUGGCUUUAAAAUCUCGAGUGGCACUCUCAUUGAGUCAAGUCACCUUUGGCUGCAAUAUAUAUCAAAUGGAAGCUUCGAAAAAAGAAUGGCUAUGUGCAAUAGAAUUGAUUACAUUGACGCUUUAUUUGGAGCUGGAAGCCAAUGCUUGGAAGUUAAAAUGUGUGGGUUUCGUGUUGAUUUUGAUCAUUUAGAUGUUCACAAGCUAGAUUGA
Messenger RNA from Ziziphus jujuba (common jujube), 2193 nucleotides. RefSeq names its product disease resistance protein RUN1-like. The record is from RefSeq and is a predicted model, not a curated record. The transcript has 6 exons. Lineage: Eukaryota; Viridiplantae; Streptophyta; Magnoliopsida; Rosales; Rhamnaceae. Bases 1 to 2193 code for a protein of 730 amino acids. Gene Ontology annotation, biological process: signal transduction; defense response.